This is a messenger RNA of Lactuca sativa (garden lettuce), 1464 nucleotides long. RefSeq names its product RING-H2 finger protein ATL52. NCBI's taxonomy places the organism in Eukaryota, Viridiplantae, Streptophyta, Magnoliopsida, Asterales, Asteraceae. Gene Ontology annotation, molecular function: transferase activity. The record is from RefSeq and is a predicted model, not a curated record. Gene Ontology annotation, biological process: protein ubiquitination.
UUCCUACCCAACACUUAUCUAAUAUCGCCAACAAAAAAACAAACUUCCUAAUUGUUCAUAUUUAUAAGUUUUCUCAAUCUUUACUUCAAAACCCGGACCCCAUAUUUGUUUACAGCCUUCAAGACGCCAUUGAUGUAGCAGUUAAUAUGGUUUCUUUAAGCUGAGAAGACAUGGAAAGAGUUUAUAGCUCUUAAAUAUCUGUAAAUAUACUUUUGUGCCUUAAGAAUUUUUUGUUUUAAUGUAUAUUUUAGCUGUUAUUAAGAGCUUUUGCGUACAACUUUUGAUGUUAUGGGGUCUUUGAAGGAUCCAAAAACAUGGAUUCCUCAUAUAAACCCUAAAGAUUGUUCCAAAAAGAUCUGCAACAUAUACUGUACAAAGUGGUGUAAGUACGUCAUCCUCCCUUCACCUCCGCCACCGGCACCACAGGAUGAUUUGGGUGGUACCAAACUCUCACCGGCGGUAAUUGUUAUCAUUUCUCUUAUCGGAACUUUUUUCCUUUUGAUGGGUUACUACGUUGUAAUCUCGCGUUACUGUUUAAGAAACAAUGAUUCAUCUGAGUCAUUAAGCACAUCAACUGAGAAUCAAGAAACCCAUGAUCCAGAAAUGGGAGUAGAUGGUCAUGGUGAAGAUCAUCACGAUCCAUUGAUCUAUGUACCAUGGCUUAUUUUAGGUAAAGGUCUGGAUGAGGCUUUGAUCAAGUCCAUCACGAUAUGCAAGUACAAGAGAGGCGAUGGAUUGGUCUCGUGUACAGAUUGUUCGGUUUGUUUAGGGGAGUUUCAAGAAGAUGAGAGCAUUAAGCUUCUACCAAAAUGUAGCCAUGCAUUUCAUGUGUAUUGUAUUGAUACAUGGCUCAAAACUCACUCGAAUUGUCCAUUGUGUAGAGCAAAAGUAUGUUGUGAUAUUAAAGCUUCGCCCCUGAUUUCCCAGCCACCACCACCUCCUCCUCCACAGCCACCACCUCCACCACCACCAGUGAUGACUAGCGACUUAGGACGAGAUGUUGCUAUUGAGAUUGGAGAAGAGGGUUUUAGGAAGAUUAAAAGAUCUAAAUCUUUGACCUAUUUGUGUCAAACUCGAGGUUCAGUUGCUGAAGUUAUGUUCUUUGAUCAAGCCGAAGAAAUGGCACAACAACAAAUCCAACUGGGGAGCGACCCCGGAUCAUCUAGGAUGAGUUGGAGAGAAACAAGGGUUUAAUAUUUGCUAUGUGUGAGCCAUUUUGAUGUGAAAAGAUCAUGUUGAAGUGGCAAGUUUCAUUUGGUUAAUUACUAGAGAGGGUGGAUAGACAAGGGUUUGUUUUUAAAAGUACCUUCAGUUUUUUUAUGGUGAAUUAGUCAUUAGUUUCAUGUACUUGCAAUUAUUACUGUAUAUAUGUACUCAAAAGGAGAAUGCUUAAAGAUUCCAUGAUGAUCCACAUUGAUACAUGACUUGAACUUAAGGCUAAAUAGAAGAUGAUAAUUAAUGUAA